AUGACACGAUCAAGACUGGUAGCAGCCGCCCGGACGGCAAGGCCCUUCUUGGCCACUCCCGCUCGCCAGGGCCGGCCCCUCGCAUCCGUCGCCGGACUGAGCUCCACGGCUCCGGCCCCGAGAACGGCGGGAACAUCACAAUUACACAACAACCACCGCUUUUACAGCUCGGCAUCGGCAUCCCGUGCAAACUGGAAAGAGAAGCUCGCCGCCUUCUCCAAGCAGGAUAAGACCCCUCUCUACGACUUCCACGUCGCCCACGGCGGCAAAAUGGUCAUCUUUGGCGGCCACCACAUGCCCGUCCAGUACGCCGGCCAGUCCCUCGCCGAGUCCCAUCACUUCACCCGCACCCACGCUUCCCUCUUUGACGUCUCCCACAUGGUCCAGCACCGCUUCACCGGUCCCAAGGCCGCCGCCUUCCUCGAGACCGUGACCCCCUCCAGCGUCGCCGACAUGGAGCUCAACACGAGCAAGCUCAGCACCUUCUUGCACCCGGGCACGGGCGGCAUCGUCGACGACACAAUGAUUACCCGCCUCGGCGAGCACGAGUACGCCGUCGUCUCCAACGCCGGCACCCGCGAAAAGAUCUUUGCCUACCUCACCGAGCACACCGCCGCGCUCCAGAACCCCGAGGGCACCGACUUCUGGUGGGAGGUCCUCGAGGGCUACGGUCUCGUCGCCCUCCAGGGCCCCCAGAGCGCCGAGAUCCUCCAGGAGGUCCUCGACCCGGCCGACGGGUUGGACCUGAGCACCCUCUACUUUGGCACCACGGGCUUCGCCCGCCUCCGGUACCAGGACAGCCAGGGUCAGUGGCAAUCGACGCCCGAAAAGGCCAUGAUCAGCCGCGGAGGCUACACGGGCGAGGACGGCUUCGAAAUCUCCUUCAAGUCCACCAACGGCGAGGCCGGCCCCAUCGCCGAGACACUGUUGAAGGUCGCCGGCCCGGAGAGGCUGCAGCUCGCGGGUCUCGGCCCACGCGACAGCCUGCGACUCGAGGCGGGCAUGUGCCUGUACGGCCACGACAUUGACGACACGACGACCCCCGUCGAAGGCAGCCUGUCGUGGAUCAUCCCCAAGGAGCGCCGCACAAAGGGUGGCUUCCACGGCGCCGAGGUGAUCAACAAGCAGCUCGUGCCCAAGAGCAAGGGCGGUGCGGGCAUCGAGAGGCGCCGCGUGGGCUUUGUGAUCUCGGGCGCGCCGGCCCGCGAGGGCGCCGAGAUCUUUACAAAGGACGGAGAGAAGGUCGGCGUCAUCACCAGCGGUUCGCCCAGCCCGACGUUGGGCAAGAACAUUGCCAUGGGCUACGUCAAGGAAGGUCUGCACAAGUCCGGCACCGAGCUGGACGUUGUGGUGCGAGGCAAGAAGAGGGGAGCCGUGGUUUCCAAGAUGCCGUUGGUCCCUAGCAAAUAUUUCAAGGGACCGACUCCCGCGCCUGCGUAG
Molecule: messenger RNA, 1440 nt
Organism: Colletotrichum fioriniae
Lineage: Eukaryota; Fungi; Ascomycota; Sordariomycetes; Glomerellales; Glomerellaceae
Gene: GCV1
Product: Aminomethyltransferase, mitochondrial
Biological process (GO): glycine catabolic process
Cellular component (GO): mitochondrion
Molecular function (GO): aminomethyltransferase activity; protein binding
Source: RefSeq, a predicted model, not a curated record